AUGGGUCGUAUGCGCGGCUUUGAGGUCAUCAAAUCUUCUGUUACUCAGCUUGUUGUCAAUCGCAGUCUCAAAAAUCUCAACAACUUCAUUUUGGGUGAUUUAUUUGCAGCUGGGAAUGGUGAUUGGGUUUACGGUGAGAAUCCUGUCGCAACCAUACCUUGGGAUCGUAUUAAAACGGCCAACUUUUCCAAUAAUUUUAUCAAUAAGAUUGAUCAGACUAUAGCUCUAUUACCCAAUGUUGAAAUCCUACAUUUUUCGAACAAUCUCUUAACAGAACUUCCAGAUUUUACAUCUCUUACACGUCUCAGAGUGCUCUUUCUCUCGGACAAUCAGCUGUACCUUAAAGAAGAGUCAAAUUUGCCGGCGUUUGAAAUAAAUGAAGAAGAAUGUUUCAUUCCUGAAGCUAUUGUUAUAUCUUCUGCCUCCGCCGGAACUGUUGAAUCUGGAGGAAAUCGCAGUAUAUUUCAGAAUAAACCUAUUAAACCUCUUCGUGAACGUCUUGGUGAAGUGCAGAUCCUUAUCCUAGCCAACAAUGGCCUUCGGUCUGCUUCCAUCGUUGAAGGUAUUCUUACUCUUCAACACUUAGAUCUGUCUGGGAAUAAGAUUUCAUCCUUUGACGAAUUGGUCUGCCUUGGAGAUCUGCCGCAUUUAAACUCAUUAGAACUGCUGGGUAACCCUAUCUGUGAAGAUCCGUACUAUCGUCGAAACGUACUCAAUAUUCUUGGUCCUAGAUUCCCCUUGAUUGUCUUGGAUGGCCAUAGAGUCACAGCAAAAGAAUAUGAAAAUGUUAGACUUUUUCAGGCUCUCAUGAAGGGCGGCGUUGUUACUCAGCUAUCACCAAAUAUGCCGGCUUCCGCUGCAAAAUCUUGUUCUAGAAUCACUGAGAGUUCAAUUAAUCAGCCGCAGAGUCGUAACGUUGAAUUAGUUUCUAGUUCACCUGUACCAAAUGUGUCAGUGAAAGAAGUUCAACAUUUCGAUGGAGUAUCGAAAAUACAUUCAGAAAUGGGGACUAAUUCAGCCAUUUUGGAUCAACAAAAUGAAAAUAAGGAGGUUUCAAUUAACAUCUCCAGGCAAUCUAUUUCUUCUACUGAUACCACUCCUCAGGAAGCAACCACAAAUGUUUCAAAUCAGGUUGCGUCGAAAUCUCUAGUUCUUUCAGCACCUCUAACAUCUUCAACACGGACUCAAGUCCCAAAUGUUCGACCGGAAGAUUUUUCAUGUGACCUUUCAACCUCUGAAGUAGUUUCAAGUGAGCAACCCCUUGGAGGCGCUUUUGAUGAAAGCUCAGUAAUGAGUACUGGUGAGUUUUCGUAUAAUUGUCCUUGUCCCAGCACAUCUGACACUGCUACUGAACAAGUUGAGCAUUCAAAUGUCCCUGACUUUGAUGCUCCUCAAUCAUCAACAGAUAAUGACAUCGAUAACCAUCUGGAGAUUGCAGAAAAGAUGGAAAGUGUCAAUAUUUCGGAGCUAGCAUCAACAUCUCCAAGUGCUCAGCCAUCUAUGAAUACUUCCAAACAGACGGAUGCUUCAUGUAUAGGGGAAGUGACUAACGAAUCACAAAAAACUACUGGGAUUGCGUUUGGUUCGGAAUCAUUGGAAGGUUACAAGGGACUACACAACGAUAAUAACUCUCAUGAACAAUCUGAGAUUUCUAACAAAUGUGAUCAUUUGGUUCAUGAAUCCUCUUUUGUUUCUGAACAAAAGAGCUCUUCUGGAGUUGCUUCCAAUCCCGAAUUUUCUAAUUGUGAGGAUCAAAAUACCGAAUCUGUGCUUUCAGCGACGGCUCAUUGCAAUUCAGAGGAAUCCAGCGGGGAGAACGAUCAGAAUUAA
Messenger RNA from Rodentolepis nana, 1830 nucleotides. Lineage: Eukaryota; Metazoa; Platyhelminthes; Cestoda; Cyclophyllidea; Hymenolepididae. The record is from the annotation of a GenBank genome assembly.